AUGAAAAAAAAAUAUAAGGAAACUAAAACAGACGAAAUUUUUCAGUCUCAAAAAAAUAAAUAUCAUCAUUUAAUAAACAAAAAUCAUAUUUAUAAUAAUAUUUAUAUAAAUUUAGAUGUGUAUCAAAAAUGGAGAAAUUUAAACAUUGAUAAAGAUGAAAAUAAACAUUGGAAUGAAAAAUCAUUAAAUAUGGUAUUAAAUGUUGACUCAAAUUUAAUGGAUAAAAAUGUAAAAAAUCUACUUAGAAGGGGUGUGUCAGAUUCAUUGAAACAUUUAAUAUGGAUACGUUCAAACGAUGUAAAUUAUUUUGUAAUAAAUUUUCCAAAUUUUUAUGAAACAACUAUAUACAAUACAUUUGGUGAUAAAAUACCAUCUAAUUUAUCAAAUGAUUGCCCAACAUUUUGUGGAGGUAUAUUAGGUUUACAAGAGGAUAUAAUGUGUGUUCAAACAAAAAUAGAAGAAUUAGAAAUAGAACACAAUGAUGAUUACAAUAAUUUUAAUAUUAAUGAUUCAACUAGUAAUAUAUUACAACUAUUAUUUAAUAAUCCAAGUGAAAAUAAAAAAGAUAGUGAUAAAUAUUUAUUGCCUGAACAUAAUUUUUGGUUAGAACCCAAAACAUUAAGUUCACCAAAUUUUGGAUUUUCUAAUAAAAAAAAAAAAAAAAAUUUUUUAUAUAUAGAAAAUGUGAAAAAUAAGAUUUUGAAAAAUAAGAAAAUUGAUAAUUAUUUGAGAGUUUCAUCAGAUUCUAUUUUGCCAUAUUCUAGCAACUUUUUAAUGAAGAAUAUAUCAAAUAGUUGUAUAAAUAAUAAUGAUAAUAAUUAUUUAUGUGAUAAGGAUAAAAAUAAAGAAAAUAUUAAUACUUUUGUGAAUAAUAAUAGCAACAAUAACUGUACGGAAAAUAAUUAUAAAAUGUCUAGUUGUAGUAUGAAUGACAAAAAUAUUUUGAUUAAAGAUGAUAUUAUAAUUUUCCAUAAUGUUAAUGAUAAGCAAAAUGAUUCAAUUAACCUAAAUUAUAAAGCAAAUAAUAAUAAUACUCAAAAUGAUUUAUUUUUAAUCAAUAAAGAAAUUUCUGAAUCAAGUAAAUACUUGCAUAUACAGUACUAUAUGAAUGAACAAUAUAUAAUUAGUAAAAAGCAGGCCGAAAAAAUGAGUAAAGCAAAACUAUAUUUGAGAACGAGAAGAAAGAAAAAGGCAAUAAAACAAAAAGAUAGUAUAAAAACUAAAAGUUUUGAUGAAUCUUAUACAAGUAUAAGUGAACUAAAUUCGGAUAAUUCUUUAUCAAGCUAUUUUAAUGAAAGAACAUUAAAUGAUGAAAUGGAGAAUUUUUGCUUAAAUAAGAAUAACAGUUAUAGCCGUACAAAAAGUUUUUUCAAAAAAACAUUUAGUACUAAACGUACUUAUAAAAAAAAUGAAAGAAAGUUAUCAGAUCAUAUAUCAUUAUUAUUAAGAGAAAAUUUAAAUACUGAUAUUAAAGAAAAAAAUAUUAUAUCUAGUAUGGAUGUAGAUAAUUCUUUAAUGGAAAAAGGCAUAAAAUGCAAUAAGGAAAAUAAAAAAAAUACUGAACAAGAACAAGAAAAAAAAAAAGACAAAAAAAAGGAUAUUUAUAAAGAAAUAAAUAGAAUAAAUAGUGGAGAAAAAUGUAAAAAUAGUUGUAAACAUAUUACUGUUACAAAAAUGGAUAGAAAAGUAGAAGAUAAUGAAAAAUAUGAAGAAAAAAAAGAAGGUAUAAUAAAACUUAGUGCAUUUAAUUCAAAAGAAAAUCAAGAAAAUGAUCAUGGAUCUAUUGAUUUUGAUGGUAGUGAAAUAUGUAAUCUUAAAAAUAAUGAAAAAAAAAAUAAAAAAUCUAUUUUUGGUAAAAUAAAAAAUAUUUUUUAUAAGAGAAAAAAAUCAAAACAUGAUAACGUAUCAUUAAUAAAAUGUCGAAGUAAUCAAGAAAAUACAUAUAUAGAAAAAAAAGAGAUGAUAAAAAAAGAUAAUGAUUUAAUUAAAAGCAUUAUUGUUAAUAAAACAAUUGAGAUUAAAAAAAAAAAUGAUUCAGAUGAUGCUAAAAGAAAAUGUAUAGAAAAAGACAAAACAAAGAACUAUGAUACUUGUAUUAGUGACUUAAAAAAAAAAAAAAUGGAGAAUGAUAUAAAUGAACAAAAUUAUUUAAAAUCAAACAUUCAUUAUAGUACAUUUAAUUUAUCAAGAGAUAACUAUGAUUAUAACACUGCUAAUGAUAGUAAUAAUAAGAAUAGUGAUAAUAAUGAUGUUAGUAGCAAUGAUGAUGAUGAUAAUAAUAUUAAUUGUAAUAAUUAUAUUAUUAAUAAUAAUAAUGCUACUUUAACAAAAAAUUGUAAUAAAUAUAAUAUUGUUAUUAGUAAUCAUGAGAAUGAUUCGAAUCAUUCUAUUGCAUUAAAUUCCCUAUAUAAUAAAAAAAGUAGCUGCAUAAAUAAUGAGGAAGAAUUUAUCAAAAUGAGCAAUAAAAGCUUUCUUUCAAAAAAUGGAAAGAUUAAAAAUACAAUAUCACAUAACAAAAGUAAAAAAAUAAAAUUCAAUGAAAAGGAUGAUAAUGACUCAAAUAUUAAUGAUUUGACUACAUUAAAUGAAUAUACUAACAGUAAUUUAUUAGAUGAAGAAGAUAAUUUUUAUGCUGAAUAUGAGGAAUUAGAAAGUUAUUCUUCCUAUAUUAAAAAAAAUGAUAAUGGAAAGGAUCAAGGAGUACAGAAAGAAAAGUUGAACGAAUUUUAUAUAAAAAAAAAAGAGGAAAAAGCUGAUGAAAUGGAAAAAAAAGAAGAUAAUAUCCUUAAUUAUUCAUAUAAUACUGCAUAUGAUAAUGAUUUAGAAAAUUUUGAAUUACCUUCAAGUCAUCCACUAAAUGAAGAAAAAAAAAAAAAAACAAAAAAAAAAAAGAAAAAAAUUAAUUUUAAGGAUGAAUAUGAAGAAGGAAAAGGAGAAUAUGAUAUGUCUGGUAAAGAAAAUGAAAAAAUAAAUAAGAAUAGAGAAAUAGAUGAAAAAAAAAAAAAGAAAAAAGAAAUGGUAUUUUAUUAUUAUAGAGAUGACAUUAAUAAAGAAGAGAAAGAAGAUGAAAUAAUGGAAUUAAAAGGAGAAUGUGAAGAAGAAAAAAUAAGAAACAGGGAAGAAAAAAAUGAGAAAGAAAAUGGAGAAGAACAAGAAGAUGAAUUAAAUAGAAAAAUAAAAAAAAGUAAUUUUUCAUAUAGUAGUAAGGAAAAUCAAAAUUCUGAAAAAGAGUUAUAUAAUAAAUUUUAUGAAAAUAAUAAUAAUAAUAAUACAUAUCCGAAUGUUUAUAAUUUGGAUGAUGCAACAGAAUUAACUGCAUUACUAAAUGAUGAUGGAAAGCAUGAGAUAAAAAAACUCUUAUGGGCAAUAAACAAUAAUUUUGGAAAUGAUGUGGAAUUUGCCCCUAUUAUUCCAAAUUUGUGUAUAAUUUUAUUAAUUUAUUUUAAAGCUUCUGUUGUUUAUUGUAUUAUCCAUUGUUUAAUAAAGAAAGGUAUUGAUAGCGUAAAAAAUAAAGAACCACCUUUUUUUGUUUAUAAAAGGAAAGACUUUGUUAAAUAUGUGAAAUAUAUUUUAAAUUCUUUUAUUCAAUUUUUACCAAAAUGCUAUUAUUACUUAAGGAAAUUAAAUUUUGAUUUAGCUGCCUGGACGGCUAGGUGUAUCCAAGAUGGAUUCUCUAGAAUGUUACCGUUUGAUUUUGUUUUAAGAAUAUAUGGUACAUUUUUGUUUGAAGGACAAAAAACAUUAUGCUUAUAUUGUUUAGCUUUACUUAAGUUUCUAGAAAAUGAUAUAUUGAAAUGUACUAAUAUAGAAGAGGUAGAAAAUAUUUUAUAUCAUAUAUGUAUGCAUCCAUAUUUAAAUAUAAAUGAUUUAACACAAAUAGCAUAUAAAUUUAAAUUGAAAAGUAAAGAAAAACAUUUGAAAUUUUCAACAAAAUGCCCAUCUCCUUAUUUAAUGAACGUAAAAAUAAAAACAUUUUAUCGACCAAGGUUAAAUGAUAACUCUCGUUUGAUAAAUUCAUUUCAUUGGGAAAAUAUAUGGGAAAAAAUUCCAAGUAAUAUUAGGUCAUUAGAUCCAUUUCUAGCAUUUUGUUCGAAAAAGGAUGGAUACAAUUUACAAAUAUUAUUAGAAAAAACUGAAAAAAAUAAAAAAAAACCGAUGAUUUUAAUUUUGAAAACCUUUGAUUAUGAUUUAAUAGGAUUUUUUUGCCCAUUUUCUUUGAAUAGAGAUUAUAAUUUUUUUAAAGACUCCGAUAAAAGUUCUGCAUUUUUAUGUACUUUUAAUUCUACUUUUAAAUUUUAUAAAUGGUCAGGAAAAAACAAUACUCUUGUAUUAAUAAAGGAUGGCAUAUAUAUAGGAGGAAAUGAUAUAGCUUUAUUUAUUGAUAAAGAUAUAAAAUACGGAAAAACAAAUCCAUCAGAAUCUUUUUUAUCUCCAUCACUUAUAUCCAAUGGUUACGACUUUCAAAUAAUGGAUAUAGAAAUUUGGAAUUUGAAAUAA
Messenger RNA from Plasmodium relictum, 4497 nucleotides. RefSeq names its product rab GTPase activator, putative. The record is from RefSeq and is a predicted model, not a curated record. The transcript is spliced from 3 exons. Lineage: Eukaryota; Apicomplexa; Aconoidasida; Haemosporida; Plasmodiidae. Bases 1 to 4497 code for a protein of 1498 amino acids.